Molecule: messenger RNA, 1089 nt
Organism: Tribolium castaneum (red flour beetle)
Lineage: Eukaryota; Metazoa; Arthropoda; Insecta; Coleoptera; Tenebrionidae
Exons: 4
Coding region: 113-1075 (320 amino acids)
Biological process (GO): proteasome-mediated ubiquitin-dependent protein catabolic process
Cellular component (GO): SCF ubiquitin ligase complex
Molecular function (GO): protein binding
Source: RefSeq, a predicted model, not a curated record
CAGUGGUGCCAAUCCCGCACUAAACCAACAUGGCGUUUCCAACCUAAGAUGUAAAUAAACGUCCAGCUGCAGGGCAUUAAACCAAGUUGUAUUUUUUCGAAUUGUAAGUUCGAUGGAUCCCGGUAGGGUAAAGUUCAGUUACUUGAAUCCGUACUGUACGGAAAAGUGCGUCAACAACUUGGCGGACGGUAAAUUGCAGUGUGACUGUGCAGAUUCGGGAAUUUACAACUGGAUUUGGGAAAAGCAAGAUGACACGUGUGCCUUAUUGUCGAAAAAUAACCGGGAGGUCACAUUUCAUCCCGUUUACAGUUCGGGAACGGCGGCCCUGAGGGGGAGCAAGCCCCUUGAAAAGAACAGGCACCAUUUCUGGGAGAUGAAAAUGCUGUCGAAUUUGUACGGAACAGAUGUUAUGGUAGGAGUAGGGACUUCGGAGAUAACACUAGCCGAUUGGCGAUACCGCUUUUUCAGUUUGUUGGGGUUUGAUAAAGAAUCCUGGGGCUAUUCGUACAAUGGAUUGGUACAACAUGACAAUGUCACUAGAUGUUACGGCUCAAAAUUCGGCUUAGGUAGCUUGAUUGGGGUGCACUUGGACAUGUAUAACGGCACUCUGGAAUAUUAUUUCAACAGGAAACCUUUAGGUGUUGCAUUCCAAGGGUUGAAAUCACACAAACUUUACCCCAUGAUAAGUUCAACAGCAGCACAAUCAGCAAUGAAAAUGACUUGUGCCAUUUCAAUUGAAUCAUCUUUACAACUCACUUGCCUUCAGUGUAUUAUCAAACAUCCAGAAUUGUACAAACAGUUCAAGAGCAUCCCUGGAUUAGCUAAAAUCUACGAACACAAUUUUUUCUGGAUGCUUCCGAAAGAAUAUGAGGACCCUAAACGAAAGGCUAAAGAAAACAUAUGGUCGUCCAAGCGACGAAAAAUGCUGAUACCGAUCAAGUGGCCGCGCUGUCUCGACUCUGAACAACAAACGCUCAAGAUCUCGUUACAUUUCACCAACUAUAGUGACUCAGAAAGUAGCUGUGAUAUGAAUUAUGAUGGUUCCGGAGAUGCAUCAACUUCAAAGGAGGUUUAAUAAAGAUUUAUUCA